Homalodisca vitripennis (glassy-winged sharpshooter) is the source of this 1122-nucleotide messenger RNA. RefSeq names its product phosphoribosylformylglycinamidine cyclo-ligase-like. The record is from RefSeq and is a predicted model, not a curated record. The annotation marks the transcript as partial. Gene Ontology annotation, cellular component: cytosol. Gene Ontology annotation, molecular function: phosphoribosylformylglycinamidine cyclo-ligase activity; phosphoribosylamine-glycine ligase activity. Gene Ontology annotation, biological process: 'de novo' IMP biosynthetic process; adenine biosynthetic process. NCBI's taxonomy places the organism in Eukaryota, Metazoa, Arthropoda, Insecta, Hemiptera, Cicadellidae. The transcript has 7 exons.
AUCGCCCAGGAAUGUGGACAGUACUCCUCUCUGGGUCAGGAUCUGGUGGCUAUGUGUGUCAAUGAUGUGCUGUGGUCAAGGUGCUGCACUGUCUACCUACUCUUUAAUGCCACUUCUUGUCAUACUUACAGAUCGCCCAGGAAUGUGGACAGUACUCCUCUCUGGAUCGCCCAGGAAUGUGGACAGUACUCCUCUCUGGGUCAGGAUCUGGUGGCUAUGUGUGUCAAUGAUGUGCUGUGUCAAGGUGCUGCCCCUCUGUUCUUCCUUGAUUAUUUUGCGUGCGGCCAUCUUGCAGUGAAUGUUGCCGGAGAGUUUAUCAACGGUGUUGCUGAAGCAUGCAACCUAGCGGGGUGUGCUCUUGUAGGUGGAGAAACAGCAGAAAUGCCGGGAUUGUACAAGGAUGGAGACUUUGAUGUGGCAGGAUUUGUGGUGGGAGCUGUGGAGCGAAAACACUUAUUACCCCGAGUGUCGGAGAUUAGCGCCGGAGAUGUGGUGAUCGGAGUGCCCUCCUCUGGUCUACAUAGCAAUGGGUUCAGUUUGGUCCGCCGAGUCAUGGACCUGCAUGGCCUCUCCUACGAUAGCCCGUCUCCUUUUAGUGACAAGGACUCUUGGUUGAAGGCCAUCGCCCCACAUCACCGGUGGAGGUUUAGUGGAGAAUAUCCCUCGUGUACUGCCCUCAGAUGUCUCUGUGCGUCUGGACCGCAUCUCACUGGCCUUUACCACCCGUCCUUCGGUUGGCUCGCAGUUGCAGGUGGAGUGGGCAAGAAGGAACUGCUGCGCACAUUCAACUGUGGAAUUGGACUCGUGCUGAUUGUCGCCCAGAAAUAUGUGGAGGAUGUUCGCCGUGGGAUACCAAACGCUUUAGUUAUCGGCAAUGUCAAGAAAAGAAAUGAAGGUAAGCCUCAGGUGAUAGUGAAGAAGUUUGGAGAAUUGUUCGAGACACCCAUGCUGCCACUCAUGUCAGUUUCCCAUGUCACUCAAUCUGUGUCAGUGCCAGGAAGCGAGUGGCAGUGCUUAUCUCUGGUAGGUGGCACUAACUUGCAGUGUCGCAAUGGGUGGCCAGACAAAUCUCCAGUGAUUUCAACAGAGCAAAGGUUGGAGUGGCUCAGCAAGCUGCUCUGA